Messenger RNA from Pyricularia pennisetigena, 1452 nucleotides. RefSeq lists its product as uncharacterized. Gene Ontology annotation, biological process: cytoplasmic translational termination. Gene Ontology annotation, molecular function: sequence-specific mRNA binding; translation release factor activity, codon specific. The coding region runs from base 1 to 1452 and encodes 483 amino acids. Gene Ontology annotation, cellular component: translation release factor complex; cytosol. The record is from RefSeq and is a predicted model, not a curated record. Lineage: Eukaryota; Fungi; Ascomycota; Sordariomycetes; Magnaporthales; Pyriculariaceae. The transcript is spliced from 5 exons.
AUGAGCGACCCUCAGGCAAAUGAGGCUGAGAAGAACAUCGAGAUAUGGAAGGUGAAGAAGCUCAUCAAGCGCCUCGAGGCGGCUAGAGGAAACGGCACCAGCAUGAUCUCGUUGAUCAUCCCUCCCAAGGCCCAGAUCUCGCAGGCAGCCAAGAUGUUGGCUGAAGAAUACGGUACUGCCUCGAAUAUCAAAUCUCGCGUGAAUCGGCAAUCUGUCCUUUCGGCCAUUACUUCCACCCAGCAGAGGCUUAAGCUCUACAAUAAGGUUCCACCAAAUGGCCUCGUCGUGUACUGUGGUGAAAUCUUGACCUCGGAAGGCAAGGAGAGGAAGGUCAACAUCGAUUUUGAGCCUUUUAAGCCGAUCAACACCUCACUCUAUCUUUGCGACAACAAGUUUCACACCGAGGCACUCGCCGAGCUGCUCGAGUCAGACCAGAAGUUUGGUUUCAUCAUCAUGGACGGUAACGGAGCUCUGUUUGGCACUCUGAGCGGCAACACCCGAGACAUCGUCCACAAGUUCUCGGUUGAUCUUCCCAAGAAGCACGGACGUGGUGGUCAGUCCGCUCUACGUUUUGCGCGUUUGCGUGAGGAGAAACGUCACAACUACGUUCGCAAGGUCGCUGAGUUGGCUGUGCAAAACUUUAUCACGGCUGACAAGGUCAACGUUGCUGGUCUCAUUCUCGCCGGUUCGGCUGAUUUCAAGAAUGAUCUUAAUGCCUCCGACAUGUUUGACGGCCGUCUGGCGACCAAGGUCAUCAAAGUUGUUGACGUUUCGUACGGUGGCGAGAACGGCUUCAACCAGGCGAUUGAGCUUUCGUCUGAGACACUUGGUAACGUCAAGUUCAUCCAGGAGAAGAAGCUCAUUGGCAAGUACUUUGAGGAGAUCAGCCAGGACACCGGCAGAAUCUGCUAUGGUGUUGAGGAUACGCUCAAGGCCUUGGAGUUGGGUGCUGUGGAGACGCUCAUUGUUUUCGAGAACCUGGAGAUCACCCGCUGGACUCUCAAGGACAGCACUGGUACCGAGAUAAUCCUUCACACAACUAAGGAGCAGGAGACCGGAAACCGGGAUCAGUUCAUGGACAAGGAGACGGGACAGGAGAUGGAAGUUGUCAACCAAGAGUCCUUCCUCGAGUGGAUUGCCGAGCACUACAAGGACUUUGGUACGGCGCUGGAGUUCGUCUCGGACCGUUCCACCGAAGGCAACCAGUUCGUUAAGGGCUUUGGUGGUAUCGGCGGCCUCCUCCGAUACAAGGUGAACUUUGAGCAGUUAGCUGAAGUUGACGACGAUGACGACUACUACGAUGAGUCGCCCGUCUUUGAGCAGCGUGCAGCGAAACUGUCUCGGACAGAGCGAUUGGCGAUGGAGAUGGGGCACAAGUCGAGCCCCAACACCAGCGUUGGGCAUCAAGUCGUGCGCCCCAGCCCGCUUCGCUCUGUGAUGACGGCUUCUUGA